UGGAAAUCACUCUUUUAUAUUUUCAUUUCAAGUCAAUCUGCGGAGAAAGUGGUGCAUGUAAUAAAUUGAAGUUGUGCUGAUUUUUCUUUUCAACUUGCUGCACACACACACUCAGGCUGCGGAAUUCCACAAUGAUGGUUCUCGGCAGCUACAAACCUACAACUCACAGUAAGAUGCCAAUUUGAUAGUUGUGCAACUGUUGAAAAGGCAGCAGUAGCAACAGACAGCCUCAAUAUUAGUCCUUCAAGCGCCACCAUGAACCAGCAGGUCAUCGAGAAGUUGGCGAUCGAGCCGAAACGAAGCAAAAGCCUUGCAGGCGCCGUUUCAACCACCUACACAGUUUCGGUGAUUGCUGCUACAUUUGCCGAAUUCGUCACAUAUCCUCUGGACUUGACAAAAACACGUCUGCAAAUUCAAGGCGAGCGGGGUGGAACUCAUGGCAAGUACAGAGGCAUGUGGGCCACUGCCGGUGGGAUUAUUAGGGAAGAGGGCUUCUUCAAAUUGUGGUGCGGCAUGACUCCAGCCAUCUACCGACACAUGGUAUACUCAGGAGUUCGGAUUGUCACGUUCGAAUUCCUCAGAGACAGUGUAAUGAGUAAAGACCCAGAUGGCUCCUUCCCUAUCUGGAAAUCAGCUAUGUCCGGCGUGAUUGCUGGCGCCCUCGCCCAGCUACUUGCCAACCCUGCCGACCUGGUCAAGGUGCACAUCCAGAUGGAGGGCAAGCGCAGGCUAAUGGGAGAACCACCAAGAGUGUUUGGCACGUGGCACGCAUUCACAGAGAUUGUUAAGAAGGGAGGUGUGCGUGGACUGUGGAAGGGCUCGGUUCCUAAUGUACAGCGAGCUGCUCUAGUCAACCUUGGGGACCUCACCACCUACGAUACUGCCAAGAGAUUUAUUUUGACGCACACUAACCUACCAGAUACCUAUGUUACCCAUACCCUCUCAAGUGGUUGUGCUGGGCUUGUAGCAGCAACAAUGGGCACCCCUGCUGACGUGAUCAAAACUCGAAUCAUGAAUCAGCCGACUGACGCCAAAGGAAAUGGUUUGCUGUACAAAGGUUCAAUCGACUGUCUGAUGAAAACUGUGCAGAAUGAAGGCAUGUUCGCCCUGUACAAGGGCUUCUUCCCGGUGUGGAUCAGAAUGGCACCGUGGUCGCUUACAUUUUGGCUAUCGUUCGAGAAAAUCCGUAGCACGCUCGUUGCCUCAGGGUUUUAAUGUUCCCCCUCUGCAGCUAGCUUGACAAUUUCAUUGGAUUGUUUGCCAACAAACAGUUGAUCAUGCCAAAAUGCUCAUUUCUCUUGUAUGACAUGUGUGCCGUUUAACUUCCUGCGACAACGGUUUGUGUCUUAGCUGCUGAAAUGAAAAUAUACUUCUCUUGAUGGCAGGACCAGUAAUAUCUUUAGACAAGCUGUAAUGUUGUAGCAUUUUAGAUAUAUUAGAACUGAUAAAUCUUAAUGAACACUUUAUUUUCUCUAUAAUAUAUUUGUUGAAAUGUGACUGACAGGCCCUAUGGACUCGCCACAUCAAAGAGCAUCACAGCGACAGAUGUUCCAAACGUGCAAAUAUUUUUAUAUUCGAAACGCUGUGGUGGAGUUACCUUUAGUUAAUUGUUACCCGUAGUUCCCCCAAAUAAUGCGAUUUGAGAUCAUGUGCCAUUAGCUGUUACUCUGGUAGAGCCGCUCAGUCAAAUUAAAUUGCCAUCAUAUAUAUAUGCCGAUGCAAUUAUAGAGCAGGCAAUUGUGUAGAUUCCCUUGAUUUGAGCUGUAUCAAGCACUAGUCGUGUCUGAUUUUUGAACUCUACUACUUCCAUCUGAAAAAUAGUGCUCUAAUUUACAGAUUUUUUAAAUAUGCUGGAGUUCUGUGUUCUUUAAAUAAUGACAAUAAAAUCGUGUACAUGCAAAGAAA
Cloeon dipterum is the source of this 1905-nucleotide messenger RNA. RefSeq names its product Uncoupling protein 4A (gene Ucp4A). Gene Ontology annotation, molecular function: transmembrane transporter activity. NCBI's taxonomy places the organism in Eukaryota, Metazoa, Arthropoda, Insecta, Ephemeroptera, Baetidae. The record is from RefSeq and is a predicted model, not a curated record. Bases 256 to 1215 code for a protein of 319 amino acids. Gene Ontology annotation, biological process: response to cold. The transcript has 8 exons.